GCCUUUUUCUAUAAAAUAAUAAAUAAAGUAACUUAACUAAAAGCUCUGUGAAAUAUAUUACUUUAUUGCUGAAGAUUUAAAAUUGUUUAUAUCAAGUUAGUGUUGUUUUGAAAAAUUGACAUGCUCAGUUCAGUCUAUUUUUAGCAACACUGGUAGAACUGUCUACAGUAUUUUGGUAACAAGAUUGAUGUAUGCUUAAACAAAGGUUAUAGUCAUGAAACCAAUAAGACUGUAAGUGAUGUAUUGAUUAGUUAAACUGUGUUGGUUUUCAAAACUUUUAAAAGUUACAAUGGCCUUUAACUUUCAAGGAGGACCACUUGCAAUGGGUAUGCCUCAGGGGCAGGGCCAAAUGAUGAGUGGUCUGAUGCACAGCGGAAUGAUGGGCGGACCGAUGAUGCCCAGUAUGAUGCCUGGGUUUCCUCAUAUGCCAGUCAUGCCUGAACAACAACUAGUCAACCCAGGCCUAAAUGAUGCACCACUCGAAUUCAAUACUAACAAAAAUAAACCUCCUAUGCCUAUCUCAGGUGGAGACAUAGAUGAAAGAGGUUUAGCCAGUUCUAGUCAGUUUAACAAAGACAGUGAUAAAGAAAGAGAAAGAAGGCGAGAAAGAGAAGGUCGACCUAGGCAGGAUAGAAGCAAGGAAAGAUCCAAAGAUACCAAGGAAGUGGAAAAGAGCGAGGUUGACAGUGACAGCAAUGAAAUGGCCCCCGUCUGGGGCGGAAUCAUACCACCUCCGAUGCCAUACCAAGUCAUGGGAAUGCCUUUGAUGGAUCCUAAUAUGAUGAUACCUCAAUUUGGAAUGGUGGCUCCUGGUCUUGUUGAUGGAGGUGUAGUUAAGGAAGUGAUCCAGCUAAAAUCAGUGACUCUUAUUCCUCCGCCACCUGGAUCUCCCCUCCCAACGACAAGAGAGCGGCCACCAGGAUGCAAAACAAUAUUUGUCGGUGGAUUGGCUGAAAACACCUCUGAGGAAAUCAUCAGAGAAAUUUUUAUUCGAUGCGGAGAAAUGUUAACUGUAAGGCUCAGUACAAAGAAGUUUUGCCAUAUCCGAUUUGUUCACGAAUCAUCUGUUGAUGCUGCUCUGUUCUUUUCCGGAUACAGAAUGAGGAUAGACAACAAAACUGAUGCUUCAAAUACUGGUAGACUCCAUGUAGAUUUCGCACAAGCGCGGGAUGAUCAGUAUGAAUGGGAAUGUAAGCAACGACAGCUCCAAAGGGAACAAAGGCAUCGAGACAGAGUUGAAAAAGAAAGGCUGAGGGUGCCGUCUCCUCCACCUGUACCUCAUUACACCGAGCAUGAGGCAACAUCGAUAUCUGAAAAAAUCAAAGUAGAAGAUACUUUUGGAAAAGCAGUUCAAGUUGUAAUAACAUGGUUGGAAAGAGGUGACUGUAAUAAACGCAAUGCGUCCGUUUUCUAUUCGAUGAUCCAGUCGACCAACUCUCACAUUCGGAGGCUGCUGAGCGAGAAGGCUUCGCAUGAAGAAGAGCUCCAGAGGGCCAAGGAUCUGAUGAAAGCUCGAAUGCAAGGCCUCCUGCUUCAAUACGCACAGGUGGAGCGCGUUUUCACAGCGGCUUCUCACAAGAAGGUCUGGGACCACUUCACCAAGGCCCAGCGCAAGAACAUAGAAAUGUGGAAGAAACAGGCUGCGGAGAUAAAAGCGGUUGAGUUAGAGGAACACCUGAAUACAGGUGCAGAGGAAGAAAUGGAACUUUCUGAUGAAGAGGAAGGUGUCCCGAAGAAAAAGUUUAAAGGAGAUGAUAAAAUUAAUGCUCUAAAGGAAGAAAACGACAGCCUCAGGUGCCAGUUAGAAGCUUACAAAAACGAAGUAGACCUCGUCAGGACGGAGCUGAAAGCUGAGCUGGAGCAGACUGAAUCUCAGCUCAAACUGGCACAGCAGACAUUGCAUGGGAUGCAACAGCAACUGGUGGAUGCUAAAACAAAACAAAGCAUUGAAGAAACGAAGGUGUCCCAACUGGAGGCUAAGCUAGCACAGGUGUCGGGCAGCAGCGACUCCAACGACAGUUCUACCAACCUCCAGUCUGUUGUAUCCUCUACUAUAGUUGAAGAAGAGGCCAGGCUAAUAGGCCUCAUCUCUAUGUUCCUUCACGUACACCCUUUUGGAGCCGGCCUAGACUACGUGUGGUCCUACCUCCAGAAGAUAACAGGGCCUUCGAUAAAACCAGCCCAAGUAGAAUCUCUCCUCCAAAGGUUUCCAACUCUCUUCCAGCAGGAACUUUGUGGAAUAGGUGCUAAUAUGGAGAGAAGAUGGGUAAUAACCGCAUUCAAAAACAAAGAUCAAACCCAGCCCAUGGCCAAUUAGUGUCAUCAUCAUCAUCAUUAUCAGGAAUUAUCAUCUGGAUUGUAACUUUUGAAUUUAUCUAAAACGUAACUGGGCCAUUUUUAUACACUGAGAAGUUUUUAAUUAGUUGCUAGAUAUGGCUGAUGCCCAAUCUGACUGUGAAAAGACUUUUAAUUAGAAAGCAAAUCGUUAAAAAAAAAAAUUAUUCAACAAAAUAAUAUUUAUUGAUGAUUGAAUUUUGUUUGUGAGUGUUUUGGAAUUUUUAAAGUAUAUAUAUAAAUUUGUAUAUGAUUAUAUACGAUGUUGAUCUAUCCCAGUUUAUUUGGGAAGUUGUUUUGUUCUGUUAAUUUUGUUAAAUAAAUUGUAUUAUAAUUUUAUUUGUCUGUUUGUUAAAUCCUUGUUUCUUUUUAAAUAAAUAAAAAUAUUUUCUACAAGAAAUAUGGUAAGUUCAUAUUUUAUCUGCACAUAUCCUGAAAUAAUAUUAAUAU
Messenger RNA from Nezara viridula (southern green stink bug), 2784 nucleotides. NCBI's taxonomy places the organism in Eukaryota, Metazoa, Arthropoda, Insecta, Hemiptera, Pentatomidae. The record is from the annotation of a GenBank genome assembly.